AUGGCUCAGGCUCUCUUUCGACCGGCACAUCAGUAUGACACUAUGAACUUGCAUCGAUCGCUCUCUGUUGAAGGUGUCGUUGGACGCAUGUUGACUUUACUUUUGUGCAAAUCGAGACCAGAAGAUGGCCGUAAGGUCGAUCAGGAACUUGUAAGCGCACACGCUCAAUUAUUGAUGAAGAAUUCGAUAGAAGAAAUUGCAAAGAAUAUGAGCCUUUUCGAGCAGAUCUUCGUAGGAACCUCCUGGAAGCAUUUGGCUGCGGUUUUCGAUCAA
Molecule: messenger RNA, 273 nt
Organism: Ostertagia ostertagi
Lineage: Eukaryota; Metazoa; Nematoda; Chromadorea; Rhabditida; Trichostrongylidae
Source: the annotation of a GenBank genome assembly